Messenger RNA from Nerophis ophidion (straightnose pipefish), 5766 nucleotides. Its product is annotated as spectrin beta chain, non-erythrocytic 4-like. Gene Ontology annotation, molecular function: actin filament binding. Gene Ontology annotation, biological process: actin cytoskeleton organization. The transcript is spliced from 19 exons. Gene Ontology annotation, cellular component: cell projection; cell junction; plasma membrane. Lineage: Eukaryota; Metazoa; Chordata; Actinopteri; Syngnathiformes; Syngnathidae. The record is from RefSeq and is a predicted model, not a curated record. Bases 762 to 5342 code for a protein of 1526 amino acids.
AGCGUUGCCGAGAGGCAAGGACUGCAGCAGCAAGUGUGGUUGAGGUACUCGUCACCAAAGACGCACCGGGUGGAGUGAUGCAUUCCGAGAGCAGAUAGCUUAUGUUAUCCGGCCUCCUCUGCACUGCCUCUGCAUCCCGUUCCUAUUGCUCCUCCCACUCUAACUCUUCCUCCUCCGCCUCCUCCUGCCGCCUACUGCCUCGCUAGACAGGACUAUAGAUUGACCGGGACUAGCAAGCGGCGGAUGAACAGGUUUGCUCCGGCUGCGGCGAUGCUAAGACCGCAUCUUCUCCUCCCGACGCCUGGAUUUUAAUCGAGCGGAGAAGACAACAACCCGCUUGCCAGAUACAUCAGAUGACCGUGUCCCCGCUUACCGGCGUUGUCAUUGGCUCGUUUUGAUCUUUGCUGGCUGUUUUGGCCUUUCCUGGCCAGCAGGCACUGCAGCAUCAGGACCGCAUGAAGUAGUAGGGCAUGAGGACCCAGAGGCGAUCCGAGCAGGCUUGAGUGCUUCCUUUGCUACCACUGCUGAGGUGCUUAUCUUCAUUUUUUUCUCCUCCAGAAUAGGGUGUCUGGCGGUGGGGGGUGGCGGGGAGCGCGAGCACGGGUAUCCGGGCCCCUGCAGAGCAGAGCAGGGUGGUCUGGUGUGCGGAAGAAGGAAGCAGGACGUCCUGUGGGAAAGGAGCAGCUCCAGCCUUGGACUCCUGAUGGUGGCUAUUUUUGUCUCCCCUAGCUGAGUGACUGGGACAGCAGGUGCAAGAGAAGAUGCUUAUGGCCCGGGACACGGCACGAGAUGAGGCUCAAAAGCUGCACAGGAAGUGGCUGAAGCACCAGGCCUUCAUGGCAGAACUGGCCCGCAACAAGGAAUGGCUGGCCAAGAUAGAACAGGAGGGUCAGGACCUGAUCCAGGAAAAGCCUGAACUGCGCACCGUAGUUCAGCAGAAGUUGGAGGAGAUCAGAGAGUGCUGGUCGGACUUGGAAACCACCACCAAGGCCAAGGCUCGCCAGCUCUUUGAGAACAACAAGCCGGAGCCAGCAGUGAAGAACUACUCGGACCUCGACAACCAGCUCUCCCACCUGGAGCAGCAGCCCCCACAACUGGAACAAGCUCACCAUCUGCCCACCUUCAAUGAGCAGCUCCAGAAGUUCCAGGCCAUGGAGUCUCAGUUUAGGGACCUUUACAAGGAUGUGGAGGAACUGGGUAGCUUGCCGGGGGUUUGCCUUCCCCAGCAGCGAGGUGUAAUGGCGGGCGACAAGGAGGGUGGUGAGCAGUCAGGCAUGGUGGAGACCCGCAUUGUGCGCCUGAUUGAACCGCUGAAGGAGAGACGCCGCAUCUUGCUGGCCUCCAAAGAGAUGCACCAAGUCGCCCAGGACCUUGAGGAUGAGAUGCUGUGGAUUCAAGAAAGGCUUCCCCUGGCAUCCUGCAAAGAAUACGGAAACAACCUCCAGAGUGUACAUCAGCAUGUAAAAAAGAACCAGACUCUUCAGAGGGAGUUGGCAGGUCGGCGAGCUCGUGUUGAGGAGGUUCUGGACAGAGCAGGAAUCAUCGCAUCAUUGCGCACUCCUGAGGUGGAGUUUGUGCGCGAAGGAGCUGGCCAUGUGCGGCAGCUGUGGGAGGUGUUUCAGAUGGAACUGGAAAGGCGGUCUGUGAUCCUGGAUGCAGCGCUGCAGGCUCAACAGUACUACAGCGAGGCAGUCAAAGUGGAGUCCUGGCUUGCGGGUCAGAAGCUCCAGCAGGUCAAUGAAGAAAAAGGCACGGAUGAGGCGAGCACCCUGCAGCUGUUGAAAACCCACUUGGCUCUGGAGCAAACUGUGGAAACAUAUGCAGAGACUGUGGGCAUGCUAUCCCAGCAAUGCCAGCACCUGCUGGAGCUCGGGCACCCAGAAAGUGAGCAGAUCACCAAGCAGCAGUCCCACAUAGACCGGCUGUAUGUGUCCCUGAAGGACAUGGUGGAGCACAGAAAGACCAAGCUGGAGCAGCAGUAUUGGCUUUAUCAGCUCAACAAGGAGGUGGAGGAAUUGGAGAAAUGGAUCACUGAAUGUGAGGCGGUGGCAAGUUCUACUGAUCUCGGCCAUGACCUGGAGGAUGUUACGAUUCUCCAGGAGAAAUUCACCAAAUUUGCCUCACAAACAAACAAUAUUGGUCAGCAACGGAUGGAGCAGGUUAACAAAAUGGUGAAUGAAAUGAUCGACUGCGGUCAUUCGGAUGCAGCCACCAUCGCCGAGUGGAAGGACGGACUGAACGAGUCCUGGGCAGACCUCCUGGAGCUGAUGGAGACCCGCAGACAGAUGCUGAUAGCUUCCAAACAAUUACACAAGUUCUUCACUGACUGCAAAGAGGUUUUGGCUCAGAUCGCAGGGAAGGUAAAGCAGCUGCCAGAGGUGAGGGCGUGCCAAGCCAACAUCUCCAAUCCAGCCACCCUGCAGAGACUAAUGCACUCUUAUGAGCAUGCCCUUCAACUCUUAGUUACACAGGUUCGACAGCUACAGGAGAAUGCUGCGCAGCUGCGUACUAUUUAUGCUGGUGAGAAAGCCGAAGCAAUUAUGCUGAAAGAACACGAAGUGAUGGAAGCCUGGAAGGAACUGCUGAGUUCCUGUGAGGCCAGUCGUGUCCAGGUCACCUCAGUCACAGACAAAGUGCAGUUCUUCUCAGUGGUGCGUGAAAACCUCAUGUGGAUGGAAGGCAUUAUGGGCCAGAUCAGAUGGGACGAGCCCAGAGAUCUGACUGCUCUGGAGGUCAUGAAUAAGCAACACCACGAGCUGAAAGUCAAAAUAGAUGGCCGCAGCAAGACCAUUCAGCAGUGUGCAGAUCUCGGCAAAAUCCUAAUAGCUGCUGGGAACCCUGCAACAGAGGAGAUUAGCGAUAAAUUGGACAGUCUUUUGGCCAAACAAAAGGACCUGGUUGAAAAAUGGGACAAACACCAGGAGAAGUUACAACGCAGACGGGAGAGGUUCCAGUUUGCCCAGGAGACCGUGAAGGCAGAAGCCUGGCUGAAAGGCAAGGAGCCUCUGAUCACCUCCAAGCAGCCAGAGGGAGGAGAAGCCCAGGCCAAAACCGAUGAGGUUGAGCAGCUCAUCCUUCGCCAUGAAGCCUUCCGCAAGGCUGCUGUAACCUGGAAAGAACGCUUCAGCUCUCUCCGUCAGCUUUCUGCAGCUGAGAAGAAAAAAGAGGAAGACAAAAAGACCCCGCUCUCCAGUCGAAGGAUGUUCCCAAUAUCAUGUCUGACUCCAUCCAGUCCUUCAACAAGUUUAAUGUUCAUGAGGCAGACGGUACAGGCCCAAAUAGAGUCCACACCCUUGCAGACCAGUGUGGAACUGGGUGCCACCAAUGUGACCCAGAGAGUGUCCUCAACGCUUUCCAGCUACAACCCGAUCAUAAAUGGAUCAGGCCAUCACAGCCUGGAGCGACAGUGUAGUGGAAAGUUAGCAAGCUCCUCAUAUUUUGGGAUGAACCACCAGGCCAUUGGGGGUGGAAGUGACUCUGCUUUUUCAGCGUUGCCGUGCCAUGGUGGAGGCUCGGACACAUCAAAUUACCUUGGGAUAAACAAUCAAAUAACUGACAGUGCUGAGAGCUCUGGGUACUUUGGACUGUCUGCUGGCUGUGUGGGUGGUUCUGGCUACUCAAUGCAAAGCCAUCCAGGGACUAGCAGGUUAGGAAGUUCAGGUAAUCUGACUCAGGAGCAAGGUAGUGGAGGGAUGGGAACUCCUGGGUUUCUUCCUCAGCAGAAUGUGGGAAGUUCUGCCUAUUUGAUGCAGCAAAAUGUGGGAAGUUCAGCUUACUUGACACAUCCACAAAAUAUGGGAAGUUCGGGCUUUUUAACACAACCACAAAACAUAGGGAGUUCUGGAUACUUGGGACAGCAGCCCAAUUUAGGGAGUUCAGGAUAUCUUGCCUCACAGCCUAAUUUAGGGAGUUCUGGAUUCUUAGCGCAGAAUUAUCAAAGCACUGGAGGAAUGGGUAGCUCAGGCUAUCUUGCACAAAACCAUUAUAGCAGUGGAAGUCUAGGCAGUUCUGGUUUCCUAGCACCAAGUGGUGGCAUCAUGGACCCAAAAAUGGCCUAUGCAUGGCAACACUUGAAAGCUGACUUCAUGCAACCCAGGAUCAAUCACAUCCACAAGGCUGUAAAUCCACUCUUAGAAGCCAGUCGAGUACAGCGGGAGCAGUAUGGCGAUAUCCCGAAGGCAGACAUGAUGGGGCCGGAGUCGGGACUGGAGCUCCUCCACAGCCGUCUCCAGAGGGAUCCCCGUGGCAGCCGCUCGGACCCUCAGAUGGACCACCUGCGACGAGAGAGGGAGUACAAAUUGGGUCGACAGACCUCCAGUGAACAGGAGAUCCAAGCCAGGCUAAACGAGCUACCGCUGAUUGUGCGUCAGGAACGCUACCGAAGACGCCUGGAGAGACAGUCAUCCAGUGAGCAAGAGGGGAAUGGCAAGCAGAGACUUCAACGACAGGACUCGAGUGACCUGGAGGGCUCUGUUAAAGAGGGCUCAGACAAACGAUCAGGGGAUAAGAGAUCUACUAUGGCGGAGAUCGUGGAACAAGCCCAGGAGAGAGAAGCAGCACAUGCCAGAGGAGAGCCCUAUCGGCCCCCAAGCAGCCUCUCUGCACCGGUGACUCGUUUUGAUGGACGCCCUCGUGCCCGAGACCGACCCAAACCACGCAGGAGGCCCCGUCCGAAGGAGCCCGAGGAAAAUCGUCGCUCUCGCUCAGCUCCUGCUACCGGUGCCCCAACGACACCUCAGCCACCUUCACACACUGCACACAACGAAGGCUUCCUGUACCGCAAAAAGGCUACAAACUCUGAUCUUGAAGCUCCACAGAGGAGCCCCACCAGCAAAUCCUGGGUGAAUGUCUAUUGUGUGCUGAAAGAGGGCAAGCUGACCUUCUAUAAGGACGCCAGAAACCACAACACAACAUACAACGGAGAACCUUCUGUUGACCUUUCCGAAUGUUCAUUUGAUGCGUCUUUGGGGUACAAGAAGAAGAAGAACGUCUUCGUUCUUCAAGUCAACGAUGGAAAUAACUUUGUAUUUCAUGCAAAAGACGAGGAGGAUCUGAAGGCUUGGACUUCCAGCAUCACUACCUGCAUAGCUGAGCACGAGGCCAUGGUCGUGUGGGAUAAGCCCGUCACCUCCGCCAUGGACGGCGACUGCUCGGAGAGGAAAGAAAAGUCCGAGGGGGACGCGGACGCCAGGUCGGAAAGAUCGGAGAUGGUCGGCGAAGAGAGGUCUGAAAAGGAGAGGUCAGAGAAAGGGGAUGGCUCCGACAAGUUAGACACGUCAGAAAUCGCUGACAAGUUGGAGGGCGGGGCGGGUGGCUCCAGCACAUCUGGGAGGAGCAAAUGAAGAUUUUGGGGUUGAGUUUUACUGACAAUUGCUGUACGUGGUUGUAUGAAUGAGGAGCAUGUUUGCAGAGCCUCAGUCCAAGAGUUGAGGCACACCGAGGCAACAGUCCACGGACGAGACUAUUCGAACUGUGACUAACUCGUCUCUCCUCUCCUUCACCUGUGGCAGCGCAGCAGUGCUUGCAUUGCGCCACCUGCUGGUAAGUGGAGGCAACGAUGGAGGCUGUGGUCUCUAUUCUCUUGGAUCCAUCUUUCCGUAUGUUAAAAUGACUGAUGCCAUGUCUGUCUGUCUAAGGAAGUUCACAAUAAUGACUGAAAAAAAAAAAAAAAAUCUUUUGAAGCAAUAUACUUUUUUAUGUUCUUCUCUCUAAUAGUGAGAGAUGAAAGCAAACGAAACACAAAGUAGUUGCAAAUGUGAACCUGAA